This is a messenger RNA of Trichoderma harzianum CBS 226.95, 1669 nucleotides long. RefSeq lists its product as hypothetical. Lineage: Eukaryota; Fungi; Ascomycota; Sordariomycetes; Hypocreales; Hypocreaceae. Gene Ontology annotation, molecular function: zinc ion binding; DNA-binding transcription factor activity, RNA polymerase II-specific. The record is from RefSeq and is a predicted model, not a curated record. Bases 34 to 1635 code for a protein of 533 amino acids. The transcript is spliced from 4 exons. Gene Ontology annotation, biological process: regulation of DNA-templated transcription.
CAGUGAGUCGAGUUGUUUUUGGAGAUCAAAGAAAUGGGAUUUCCUCUAAGCAAUCGAUGUCAAUAUUGUGCGAGGCGGAAGAUCAAGUGUGAUGAGAAGUGGCCCACAUGUAGCAAUUGCAAAUCGAGAGACCGCAUGUGUUCUGGUCCGCCGGAUGACCGCUUUGUACACAUCCAGUUCCAAGAGUCGACUCAAGCUUGUUACAACCUCCGCGGGCAGAGGGCUACAGAUGAUCCAAGGCAAUUGUCUAGGCCAUCAUCGACAUCUCUGUCGUCUUUUCAACACAAAAUCAAGGGAUGCCGCUACCCCAACUCCUUCAUCAAUGUAUAUUCCCGCUCGAAUAAUGGACAGAAGGCCACACUUUGGAAAGGGCGAGAUCCGAAAUUAAGCAUAAGCCCUUUGCUUCAGAAUUGCGCUGAUAACGCUGUUUGGAAGCUAAUAACUGUCGCUCUGAAUAUGGAAGACGUAAACCUAUACGCCUCAUUAUCGAAAAAAUCGUACUCUCUACUGCCUCGCUACAUGCGAAGCAGCACUGCGUUAUGCGACGCAGUAACAUUGAUGAUAGAAACCUAUUCAAAUCACCAACGUGGCCUCCCCACACAGAAGCUUAUUGACAGAAAGGCUUACGGGCAAGCCUUGAGAUCUCUCAACCAAGGACUACAAAGCUCUCAAAAGCAGCAAAAUACGGCACUACUGGCAGCUGUGUCCAUAAUCCAUAGGGUGGUGGCCACAUAUGAAGCUGAGCCGGAGCACAAUCCAAGCGUGCAUUUGCGAGGAAUAUAUGCGAUUAUGACGGCAUGUGGGCCACCUCAGCUUGAUGAUGAGCUGGGUCUCUCUCUUGCAUUGGACAAUAUUGGUACUCUGUAUAUGGACUCUCUAGUAAGCAGUAAACCCAAUCUAUAUAAUGGGCCUGAAUGGCAGCGUGCUGUUCAAACUGCGUUAAACUCUGGUAUAAUCGAAAAUGAGACCAAAGCCGAUAUUUACCGCCUUGCACUAAAGACCAGCAAUUGGCCGUCGUUGUUCAGGCGACUAGAUUGUAUGCAACAAAUUGACGAUUACGAACCAUCUGGCAAUACGUUCAUUGUGGCAAAGACAGCAGCUGAAGAGAUGAAUCUUAUUCAGCGCCUUGGUGAAUUAUGCUUUGAGACUAUGCGCAAACACGGCAACAUUACUGAGCAGCUUGAUCGUGCAUCGCCAUUUCUCAUCUGCUAUAGAUUUACGGAGCCUUUAAUGGCAAUGCUAUUUAUAUUGUAUGCAAUGGCGCAAAUUGCCAUAGGUUACGCUGUCAAGCACGUUUUGGCACUCAAUGGAACCCAUCGUCCUGACAUUGACGCAGAAAUUUCGGAGAUGAGCUUAAGGAUAGGCAGAUGCAUCAAGUACGCACGCCAAUUCAAGCCACUAUUUGGCUGUCGAGGAUUCAUAUUGGCCCUGGUGCUGUCAUUUGAGUCUUGUAGUGAGCAAGGGCGAGAGUGUGUUAUAGAUGCAUUAAAUGACCUUGAGCACUAUAGAAACCCAUCGUCAAGACUUUGGUGUAAGCAAAGUAUAAUGUCACUGGCAAAGUAUAUGACAGGAAGGGCUGUUAUAAGCAGAAAUGUACCUAUUAAACCGAAAGACAACAAAGGGAAAUCACGAUAGCUAUAUAUCGAUUAUGUACAUUCAUAAUAGAAAG